GUGCAACAUAAUGAUUCGAGGUUUGUAUAUAUUGCAAAGUGAUCCCCACAAUAGGUCUAGUUAACAUCAUUCUCCACACAUAGUUACCGAAUUUUUUUCUUGCGAUGAGAACUUUUAAGAUCUAGUCCCUUAGCAACUUUAAAUAUGCAAUACAGUAUUGUUAACUAUAGUCACCCGGCUGUGCCUUACACGCCCAGGACUUACUUAUAUUAGAACUGGAAGUUUGUACCUUUUGACCAGCUUCACACAUUUCGCCCACCCUGAAUUUCAUUUUUUAAAUCCAGUAGCAAUUUUUUGCUUUCAAUGGGCUGCCGGGUGUGCCCGAGGCUUGCAAAACACAGGACUGCCCACUCGAUGGGUUUUUACACCCACACACCCCUCUGGGGUGUGCAGUCGGUGUUCAAGUUAAGUUUGUUCUUUUGGCCUUACUCAUGUUCUCCCUAACUUUGUUUUCUAAGUCCUCUCUCACACUUGUUAACUGGCCCGGACUCCCUCAACAGAAGCCUCCAGCCAAGGGGAGGAAGAGGCCACUUUCUGGGGAUCGCCUAGGGCAGCCACUGUGACAGAUGCCAGCCCAGGGCGGGGCGCACUGCUGUAGUUGUUGGAUGAAUGUGUGGCGCCUGGGUGGGUAUGAAGUUAGAGACCCCCAGACUGGACUCAUGGAGCUAACACACACAAACCGGGCAGGACCGGCAUAGGGGACAGCUCUGAGUGCCCCAGGGCAGGACCCCAGGCCAGGAAUGCAGGCACCAAGAGAUGCCAAGCCCAGGAGCCACUAUGGGUGGUCCUGAGGAGACAGGAAAGAGUCCCACGGUGCUGUAUAGACUCUGCUUCAUGGCUUGUCCCCUACCUGCCCUGCUUUGGCUAGCACAGGAGGGAACUCAGUGAGGGCACCUGGGAAUGGGGAAAGGGUAGGAGGAGCCACAGAGAGAAAGGUGGGCCACAGGGACCAAAGGACCUUCAGCUGCCUCUGGGGACAUUAGCAGGACCAUUGGACCCCUUGGCUGGCUCCCAAAGGGCAGGCAUGUACUGGUGGGGGGGCAUGGAUGGCGCCUCGAGUCCAGAGCAGGUAAAAGGCAGAGCUACGCCUGCUGCUGUGUGGCAUGAGGCAGCAGAAAAGGAGGAUUUUCAGAGUUUCUGCACUUAUGGCGCCUCCCUCAGGCUGUGGGAAGGAGGGCCCUGUCCUGACAGGGUUUGCCUGGAACCCAGCAGGUUCCAGGUGAGCCGCUGGCCAUGUGCCUGCAAGAAGACAUUUAAUCUUCCCCUGGCAACAGCUCCUGGGAGUUUUCCAGGAGUCUCUGGGUAACCAGAUAGCCCUUGCCAGCCCUGGAUGAGGAAGCCAAUCCCCAGCAGUGGACAGGAUGGUCUGGCAUUACGGGGCAGCCUCUGAGGCCAGGCCGCAGGGCAGGACGACCUGCAUCCCCAGACAUCGGAUGCUGCGGCCAGAGGUACAGAAACGCAGGGGCUGGGGCCUCCUGCCCUCCUGGCUUUCCCAGCAGCUUCUCUCAAAAGGGCCUUCAGGACUUCUGGACGAAAGAUAGGAAUCCUGGGGCUGGGAAGACCUGUGAGUAGAGUGGGCCUCGGGGCCCUGCGGACAGAGUCCCUGACGCUGGCUGAUUUCAGCCCCACAACAAGGGCGGGUUGCGUGUCCCCCAAGGGUCCACUGCUGAGUUCUUUCUUACUCCUGCCUGAUCGAACAUAGAACAUCACACCCCUGCCACCCUGGCCCCUGGCUGGGCAGAUGCCCAGGCCCCCCACGCCGCCCCAGGGUGGCUCUCAGUUCUCCCCCCAACUCCUCUCCUAUGCAUGAGGGCCUGGAAAGCUUUUCCCACUUCCAGCCACACCAGUGAGGCGUGAAGAGCAGUCAUGUGGGGGCAGCUGGGGGAGUGAGUGUGGUUUCCCCUAGACUCCCAGGCCAGACGGAGCAGAGGGGCAGCUGGGGCUGGCCCAGGGGACCACGGAGGCUGGCCAGACAGAGAGCUGGCCCCGUUGUCCACCCAAGGCUCCGACUGUCUCUCCAUGAGCAGCCCCUGGGGUGGGGUGAGAAUAUCCAGGAGCAAGAACACCCACAGGUAGGUUUUGGCCAUUGGGAGGUGUCUGCAGAAGAGAGGAGACCCGAGAGAAUUCAUGCCCCAUGCUCUGCUCACCAUGGCUCCUCCGCCAGCAGCCACGUCCCCACUGAGGCUCCAGUUCCCACCGGUGAGCACCCUCUCCCUGCGGCACCCUGCUGGGCAGCCCCAGCCCUUGGAAUGCCAGCACCUCCCCUCCUCCUGCUGUCUUUCCAGCCGUGGGCGUGGCGAUGCAUCCCGCUGUCGCUGAUCUCUGUGUUGCCUCAUUGUCCCCUGAGUCCAGACAUGAGUCUUCUGUAGAGUUUGGACCGGCAUCUCUCCCAUUACAGUGUGGAUGCUCAUCUGGUUCAGUAGGUCUGGAGCAUUGCUAACAAGCUCCAGGUGACACUGAUGUGGUCGGUCCUCGGGCCACACCUUGAGAAGGGAGGACCAGGGAGAUUUUUAUUUUCCUGAAACAAUGUGCCAGGCCCUCUGCUAGGUCACACAGGUGAAACAAAUUGACCUGUUUGUGAUCCAGGGAGGGAGACAGACACAGUCAGAUGACACAACCACACAUCACCAUAAAUGACCCCAUUAGUGAGUGCUCCAAAGGAUGGACAGGUGGCUGUGAACAGUCGGGUCCUCGGGACGGCUUCCUUGACACCUUGAUGAAGCCGUGUGUGAGCCGAGAACCAGAGAAGGGGCGGCGGGAGGUCUCAGGAGCAGAGCAUGAGCAAGGCUGCGUGACAGAGGGACUGUGCGUUCUGUGGUCCGAGAGGAGGCCAGCCCGCUGGAGCACAGUGAGGACUCCCCGGGGAGUGGGCCCACAAGCUCAGGCUGCCGGGCACCGAGCUGGCUCCUCUUCGCCCACAAGAGGGUCUGCACCUGAGCUCCGCUCCCCAUGCGCUCAGGCCUCCCCAUCUCCCGCGGCCUGAGUCCAGCUUCCAGGAAGGUCUCCAGGUGCCGGCAGCUGGGGCUCUCAGACACCUCCUGCUCGGCUGGCAGCCACCCCCAGACUGCCUGGCGCCUGAGCUUGGCUGCUCCUUCCUGACAACAAGGCUGUUGUGGAGCCCGCAUUAAAAAGGGGCAGUAGCAGGGCGCAGGUCCCUGCCCACACACAUAGACACGGGGUGGGGACAGCAAGCCUCUUCCCGCUGACCCUUGGUGGUUUAGUUUCCCCAACAAAACCCACUUCUUCUCCCCAUAUGCUGGGUGACACUGUAGCAUUUUCCUUCACCCCCUCACCACGUUAGGGCUUUGUCUAUGUCUUAAGAGCAACGGAAGCCAUCAAUGGGGUAAGCGUUAUCUGACUGCGCUUGUGUUUCCAACACCUUUAGGGCUACAGCAUGAAGAGUGGGCUGUAGGAAAAGAAGCAAGAGAAAUGGGGGAGACCAUGGAGAGAGGAGCUGUGUGUGGACAUGGCAGCCCUGAUAUCAGCUCAGGGGCCCUGGGCCACAGAAGCACCAGGAGCCAGGAGCUGGCACUGAACGCUGAGAGCAGCCACCAGCCCCAAGAGCAGCUCCAGGCUGGGUCCACGCUGGACGCAGGAGCAGGCAGCCGGCGGACCGGGCAGGGCUGUGAGGAUGGAGGGAAGCUGGGGGGCCGGGCGCAGCUAACGUCCUGAGCUCCCCGUGCCCUUGACUUCUCUGUGGGCUGGAGAAAGGACCGCUUCACCUCAAGAUGAACCCUCCCUCAGAGCCACAAGUCCCUCUGGGCCUGGCCCAGGAGCCCGGCUGUGUGGCCACCCCAGCCUCACCCAGCAGGUGGAGUGGCUCCCGGAGCAGCACCUCCAGCCUGGGCCAACCUCUGCCCGUCGGUCCCACGGCAGCCGGGGCUCAGGCUGAUGCGUGGGUCCCCUUCCCCACAGUCGAUGUUCCAGACCACGCCCACUACACCAUGGGCACCGUGAUCCUGCUGGUGGGGCUCACGGGGAUGCUGGGCAAUCUGACGGUCAUCUAUACCUUCUGCAGGAGCAGAGGCCUCAGGACACCUGCCAACAUGUUCAUUAUCAACCUUGCCGUCAGCGACUUCCUCAUGUCCUUCACCCAGGCGCCUGUCUUCUUUGCCAGCAGCCUCUAUAAGCAGUGGCUCUUUGGGAAGGCAGGCUGUGAAUUCUAUGCCUUCUGUGGGGCUCUCUUCGGCAUCACCUCCAUGAUUACGCUGACGGCCAUCGCCCUGGACCGCUACCUGGUGAUCACACGCCCACUGGCCACUGUUGGGGUGGUGUCCAAGAGGUGGGCAGCACUUGUCCUGCUGGGCAUCUGGCUCUACGCCCUGGCCUGGAGUCUGCCGCCCUUCUUUGGCUGGAGCGCCUACGUGCCCGAGGGGCUGCUGACCUCCUGCUCCUGGGACUACAUGACCUUCACGCCGUCCGUCCGCGCCUACACCAUGCUGCUCAUGUGCUUCGUGUUCUUCCUCCCCCUGCUCGUCAUCGUCUAUUGCUACGUCUUCAUCUUCAGGGCCAUCCGGGAGACAGGCCGGGCCCUCCAGACUUUCGGGGCCUGGGAGGGCGGCGGCGAGUGCCCCCGGCAACGGCAGCGGCUGCAGAGCGAGUGGAAGAUGGCCAAGAUCGUGCUGCUUGUCAUCCUUCUCUUCGUGCUCUCCUGGGCCCCCUACUCCGUGGUGGCCCUGGUGGCCUUUGCGGGGUACGCGCACGUGCUGACGCCCUACAUGAACUCAGUGCCGGCUGUCAUCGCCAAGGCCUCUGCCAUCCACAACCCCAUCAUUUAUGCUAUCAUCCACCCCAAGUACAGAAUGGCCAUCGCCCAGCACCUGCCCUGCCUGGGGGUGCUGCUGGGCGUGUCGAGCCAGCGCACCCGUCCGUACACCAGCUACCGCUCCACCCACCGCUCCACACUGAGCAGCCAGGGCUCAGACCUCAGCUGGAUCUCCGGACGGAGGCGCCAAGCGUCCCUGGGCUCUGAGAGCGAGGUGGGCUGGAUGGACACGGAGGCAGCAGCUGUGUGGGGCGCUGCCCAGCAAAUGAGCGGAUGGUCCCCCUGUGGUCAGGGCCUGGAGGACAUGGAAGCCAAGGCCCCUCCCAGGCCACAGGGAUGGGAAGGAGAGGCUCUCCGGAAGGUGAUUGGGCCCAGCACCUGCCAAUCUGUAAAGGGUGGGGACAAGGGGCACGUAGCCCAGGGAAUGGCCAGAUCAAGGGGCUGCUCCCCAGCCUGGACCCCAGGAUGUAGGGUGCCCAAUGGCUCUCCUUCUCUUCUGGGACACAUCCAGCCACCUCACGUCCCCCUCACACACACAGACCCAGGAUUACCCUGUGAGCCUGCAGGCUUUUGAAGUGGCCGCGGCACCCAUGCUGUGCUGGAUUCACGGCUCCGUACCACUAGACUCCUGCCCUGCUAAGUGGUCUGCACCCACGUCUCAGCUCAGCAGCCUGCACCCCAGGCACAGCCUGCCGAGUGGGAGCGCAGGCCCUCCCGCUUCCAGCAUUCUCCACCUCUCCUCAAAUGCUGUGUGCUGUGAUUGUCCAGGCGAGGACAAUGGUGAUGGCUCCGUGGGACACAUCAGUUAUUUAUGAGCUGCCUCUGCACCCGGGCUGGGCACUUCCCCGGCACGGGAAGGCCAGCACAGCGUCUCCCACAGCUGGCAGUUGAAGCCCAGCAGAGAUCUGUGUGUGCUGGAAACUGUCCCUCACCUCUGGCUUCUCCCCCCAUGUGCCCUUUCCGCCACGGCCCACGCUCUUGUGCACACACGCAUUUUCGGGCACCUUCUCCUGUAUGUACAUAUUUGCAUGCACACCAAGCACAAACUGCACCUGGGGUUUGUUUCAAAUCAGUGGUCUAAAUUCAUCCCAGGGCUGUGUGUCUCUGACAGGGUAUAGGAAAAUAAAAAGCAGAGGAGUUCA
Messenger RNA from Equus caballus (horse), 5907 nucleotides. The record is from RefSeq and is a predicted model, not a curated record. NCBI's taxonomy places the organism in Eukaryota, Metazoa, Chordata, Mammalia, Perissodactyla, Equidae.